Anisakis simplex (herring worm) is the source of this 879-nucleotide messenger RNA. The record is from the annotation of a GenBank genome assembly. Lineage: Eukaryota; Metazoa; Nematoda; Chromadorea; Rhabditida; Anisakidae.
AUGGAUCUUGCGGGUCGAGAAAGUCGUAUCAGAGAAUUGGAAGCGAUCAAUAAACGCCUUAUGGAACAAAUUACUGAGAUGGAGAACGCAGAAGAUGAAAGGCGAAUCGAACUCAUCGCUAAUCGACGUGUUCAGAUAACAUUACAGAGAAAGGUGAAACUUAUUAAAACAGCAGCCUUGAAGUCGAUUGGUUCCCUUCAGCGUUUCGUUGACGUGAUUGAUAAAAGUACCGAUAACAGUAUGGCACUCUCUUCGUCACAGUUAUUCGAGAAAGAGCAUUCGCCGAUUGUCAAAACAUCCCUACUCGAAAUUGUUCCGGAAUCACCAUCAUAUUCGCCACAUUUCAUGCCUCUAAGCUCGCUGAAUUCAGCUGCGUCUGCAUCACAACCGUUGUCUCCUCAAGAACGAAAACGAUCUAUGGAAAAGGAGGACAUUUCGAUGAAAAAAAUAGCAACAAUGGCUCAAGAACACGUUGAAUCGCCAGAUGUGGAAGUGCUCGAGGAUCAUGUAGCAGCAGAAGAAUCUCCAGUCGAUACAGAAACUCGUGGUGUUUUGUGUCCGUACGUCACUGGACGAUCUAAGCGUCGAUCACCGUCUGUGGGCAAUAGAGGGUUGGCGAUUCUGCCGAAUGGUGCAGCUGUUUCGUUGCAAGAUGUCUCAUCAAUUUCGUUAGCGGAAAGUCGGAAUUCCGAAGAACAAGAGAAUAGUCGUAACGGAGCGGACGAGUGUCGUUCGAAUGGUUCGUCGGAGCAGGACAGUUGGACCUCCAGGGCACCGUUUGAGAGAUGCUCAUCCGGAAGACCAAUGAGGAGAGCUGCUUCAAAAAUCAAGUCGCUGAAAGAACCCAGCUGCAACAGGAAAUUGAGACGGGAGGAAUAG